AUGGACGCUCUCAUCCAUGCGAUCAACACCACUUCAAUAAUUGACCACCAUGCGCAUAAUCUGCUCCUGAGUUCUGACGUAGACGACCAUGACUUCAUGGCGGCCACCUCUGAAGCGACUGGACCAGCUCUCAAGUUUGCCUCUUCGACUCUUUCGCAUCUCCGUGCUCUCAAACAACUUUCCGAAGUCCUCAAGUGUGAACCAAACUGGGAGACCGUUAAGGGCGCACUCAGGAUGAAGAGGAAAGAACCUGGUAACGCCUGGGCCCGAAAGUGCUUUCAAGGAAUCGAAACGGUACUCAUGGAUGACGGCCUGGACCCAUCAAGCGUUUUCCCAUACGACUGGCAUGAUCAAUUGACACGAUCUAAAUGCAAAAGAAUUGUUAGAAUUGAGAAGGUUGCAGAGAAUAUCAUGACCGAUCAGCUUGAACAAUAUCGUGGACGGGCCCCUAGAAAACAUAUCGAAAUUCGGGAACAAAUCAUGAGUCGUUUCACUGCUGCUAUCGAGGAAGCGAUUUCUGACCCUGAGGUUGCUGGCUUCAAAUCUGUUAUUUGCUACAGAGUAGGUCUCAAGAUCCCAGCAUUCAAUGACGAUGCGAGCGUUGUUCCCCUCUCGGUUGAGGAUCUGGAAAGGCUCUCGCGCCGUUUGGAGGACGAAAGAUUGAACCCUGACCUUGUUCAUCUGACGGCGAAAGUAAUAGAGCGCAGCGGAUCAAAGAAACCCUUUCAAUUCCACACCGGACUCGGAGACAAUGAUAUCGAUCUUGGAUUGUCUAAUCCCAGUCACCUCCAACCCUUCAUCGAAAGUUACCCGGAAGUCCGCAUCGUUCUUCUCCAUGCUUCUUAUCCAUUCACAAGAGAGGCGGGCUACCUCGCAAGCGUCUAUAAAAACUGCUGGCUUGACAUUGGAGAAGUCUUCCCCAUGGUCAGUCAGUACGGGCAAGAGAAGGUCAUCGAACAGGCUUUGGAACUUUGUCCGUCCGAGAAACUGACGUGGAGCACUGACGGUCACUGGUUUCCAGAAACGUAUCUCUUGGCUGUUAUACAGAUCCGGGAAGGACUGCGAAGGGUCUUGGGUACGUGCAUCGAGCGAGGGUCUUUGACAAGUACCGAGGCGGUCAAGAUUGUGCAAGACAUAUUGUUCCAUACAGCAAAUCAGCUAUACGAGUUGGAGCUCCCUCUUGUGCCGAUCACUUCUACCGUUUUGUCGGAUAUAAGCCCGUCAAAGGCCUCCUGGACCAAGAACCUUGCCCGACUCCAACCCUUCCUAGACCAAGAGCCUUCCGUCCAAUUUCUGCGGCUUCAAUGGUUAGAUUAUACAAAUACUCUCCGCUUAAGGAUACUACCAAUCAAGCAAGCGCUCAGGAUGUUCAGCGAGGGUCGAUUUGUCGGGAUUGUUGAAGCGGUUCUUGGCAUUCUGCAACCGGAUAUUAUCUGCCCUGGUUUUUCAGCAACGGACGAGUACAUCAUGUACCCUCAAUUUGCCGGUCUCCGCUUAGGGAGCCGCAAAGGGUACGCAACCGUCCAGUGCGAGUUCCAGAGAAGUAAUUGGGAGGAAGUGCCGAGCUGCCCUAGGACAUCGCUUCGUAAACAAAUUGAGAAAGCUGGGACUCAUGGUGUGGAAUUGCUAGUCGGAUUUGAGAUCGAGGUCGUAUUCAUGAGCAAAGAGAUCAAAGACGGUGAAAUCAGCUAUGGCGGUGUUCCAAUAGAUGAGGGUCACGCUUGGUCUAGCGCACGAGCGCUCCACUCAGACGAUCUCAUGGACGUUAUUGAGACCAUAUUCGAGAAGUUGGAGCGUGCCGGCCUGACCCUUGAGCAAUUUCACCCCGAGAGCAGUGCAGGUCAAUUCGAAUUUAUUCUGGGCCCAUUACCUCCCGUACUCGCUGUAGAUGCGCUUGUGGCUGCGAAGGAGAUUAUUCAAUCAGCCGCUGCAAAUGCUGGCAUGCGAGCAACCUUGUUCCCCAAGCCUGCUCCCCAAGCCAUCGGCACCGGAGCGCACAUUCAUAUAUCUUUGACGCCUGCUCAUUACUGGGAGAUGUUCUAUGCGGGAGUUUUGAAGCACCUGAGGGCCAUUGCAGCUUUCUCUUACUCGAAUGACGCCAGCUACGAACGGGUGGCAGACGGCGUUUGGGCGGGCAGUACCUGGAUUGCAUGGGGCACACAAAAUCGCGAGACGCCGCUGAGAAGAAUCGAAGGUUCCCAUUUCGAAAUCCGAUGUGUAGAUGGCCUAUCGAAUCCAUACCUUGUCCUGGCCGCUAUUAUCGGAGCAGGACUGCAAGGCAUCCUAGACGAAGAGCCCUUGGAAAUGAAGGAUUGCCCGAACGACCCGUCAACAAUAACAGCCAAGGAAAGAGAGGAGCUUGGAAUCACAGAACAAUUUCCCGAAAGCAUAAGUGAAGCGCUAAGCUAUCUCGAAGCGGACGAGCAGCUUCAACACGUUCUUAGCAAGCCAGCUGUGGAUACUUAUUUGACGGUGAAGCGAGCAGAGAGCGAGAUGCUGCAGAAGAUGGAACCGGUGAAGAGGAGAAGUUGGCUCAUCGAGAGAUAUUGA
Messenger RNA from Letharia columbiana, 2550 nucleotides. RefSeq lists its product as uncharacterized. The coding region runs from base 1 to 2550 and encodes 849 amino acids. Lineage: Eukaryota; Fungi; Ascomycota; Lecanoromycetes; Lecanorales; Parmeliaceae. Gene Ontology annotation, molecular function: glutamine synthetase activity; hydrolase activity. The record is from RefSeq and is a predicted model, not a curated record. The transcript has 7 exons.